AUAAUAUGACCCGCAAGACACAAGAAACUGGUCCCAAACAAUGUGACUUCCUCAGAGGUUACUCAGCAGCGUCCAGUCAGCUGAGGGAGGGCCGCCCCGCACAUUUACAUUUCUCUCCCCUCCUGUCUGUCUGUGCAGCGGGGGAGUCCAGCCCCUCUUGAGGGAGGGGAAGACAGAUGAAUCGCUACUUUUUACUGCGUUGUUAUGUUUCACAAGCAGUUCAGAAGCUCGAGACCGACAGACACCAUCAGCUCAUGGAUGCACCAAAAGCUUGAGUGCCGCGAGACUUUCCCCUCUUUUCAACUAACUUUUUCUCCCUCCUUCCCUCCAGUCCUCUCAGGCCAGUUCAUGCAUGUCUGUUUUCUUCAAACCCUGUAUUGUUUUCAUGGCUAAGCAUCUUGUUUUGUAGCAUUUAGAUUAGUUUUGGUGCAAUUCUCGACUAGUGUUUGAAGAUGCAGCUCCGCACGGUGCUCGACGUUAAUGUUGUGGACGUGCAGAAGAGAAGGAAUCCCUCCAAACAUUAUGUGUACCUCAUCAACGUCACGUACUCAGAUUCGACUUCCCAUGUCAUCUACAGGAGAUACAGCAAGUUCUUUGACCUACAGAUGCGAAUCCUUGACAAGUUCCCGAUUGAAGGAGGACAGAAGGACCCCAAAAAGAGGAUUAUCCCAUUUUUGCCAGGUAAAGUCUUGUUUCGCCGAAGUCACAUCAGAGAUGUAGCGGUCAGACGGCUGAAACACCUGGAUAAUUACUGCAAAGCUCUGAUGAAGCUUCCCUCCCACAUUUCCCAAAGUGAAGAGGUCCUGCAGUUCUUAGAGACCAAGUUAGAGGACCUCAAUCCUCCCACAGAAGACUGUGGCGGGUCUGGAAAACGUAAAUCAGGUCUGGAUGCUUCGGAUCCCAUGCUCCUGGAACAGUAUGUGGUGGUGGCCAGCUACGAGAAACAAGAGCCUGCAGAAAUCAGCCUUCAAGCAGGCGAGGUGGUGGACGUCAUUGAAAAGAGCGAGAGUGGUUGGUGGUUUGUCAGUACGGCAGAGGAGCAGGGUUGGGUCCCUGCCACCUAUCUCAACUCCCACAGUGGCACACGGGAUGACUUGGAGUUGGGCGCCUCUAAAAGUGGUGAAGUUACUAAGCGACAUAAGGCUCAUCUGAAGAGGCUGGACCGGAGAUGGACGUUGGGGGGUGUCAUCAGCAGGCAGCAGAGCCGAGAGGAGAAGUACAUGACAGUGCAGCCAUAUGUCAGCCAGGGUAAGGAUGAAAUUGCCUUUGAGAAAGGAGCCAUUGUGGAGGUGAUCCAGAAGAAUCUGGAAGGCUGGUGGUUCAUCAGGUACCAGGACAAAGAGGGCUGGGCCCCAGCCUCUUACCUGAAGAAGAUGAAGGAUGACCUCUCUCCCCGCAAGAAGAAUGCUACAGGCCCUGUGGAGAUCAUUGGUAACAUCAUGGAGAUCAGUAACCUGCUCAACAAGAAAGCCUUGAGUGAGAAAGACAUGCAGACUGAAGGAGUCCCAGAGAGCCCCCAGGUGGCCAAGAAGGAGAUCAGCUUACCUAUCCCUUGUGCUGAAUCCAGCCCUUUAAAUACUCCACAGGAGGGGAAAAGUAAAGCAGAACCUGCAUCACCAGCUAUAGCCCGCAUCGCACCUCAUCGGGUGGAAAUUGGUUCCCCAGUUCUCAGGCAGAAACCUCCCCCACGAAGAGAUGCAACCCUGGGUUUCCAGUUGCCCUCCCCACCAGAGCCCCCUACAGUUGAAGCAGAGUAUUACACCAUAGCAGAUUUCCAGUCCUGCAUAUCUGAUGGCAUCACUUUCAAUGGAGGGCAGAAAGCAGAGGUCAUUGAGAAGAACUCUGGAGGUUGGUGGUAUGUUCAAAUAGGAGAGAAGGAGGGCUGGGCUCCUUGCUCCUACAUUGACAAACGGAAAAAACCCAACCUGAUUCGAAGAACAAGCACUCUGUGCCGCCCAAAAGUCCCACCCCCUGCUCCCCCUGUCAAAAAGCAAGACUCAGUGGAGACUGCACCACCCAGCAGCCCUGGUUCAGAAGCCCCAGAGUCGCCUGUGUCACCAGGGAGGCCAGUGUAUGAGGAGCCAGAAUAUGAUGUCCCUGCUAUUGGUGAUCUAGAUCUGGAGUCUGAGUUUGAGUUUCUGAGGGGAGAAAGCUCCUUGGUGGAUGCAAAGAAUUAUGACACUUCCUCUGAGAAGGGAUCCCAUCUUUCCUCCAAGCCUUCUCCGGCUUCUUCACUCCACAGUGCCUCCUUUAAGAGUGGUGAGUCAUUUGAAGAUGGCCAUGAAGCAGAGGGGGCAAUAGAGGGAGAGGAAGAGUGUAUCUAUGAGAAUGAUGGCUUCAGACCUUUCAGGGAAACACCAGAGAGGCAGUGCAGCAGGGACUCCAAUUCCUCCAAGACAAGUGUCUUGUCAGAAACCAGCAAGACUGCAAGUCCAACAUCAAGUGGAUGGAGACCCACAGGUAACAAGUUCAAGAUUGACUUAAAUGGGAGUCAAUUUCCAAUCAAAGCUGAGGAGGCUUCCAGUCCUAAAUCUGCCUCAACCGAGUCCACCCCUGAUCUCUCCAGAACAAAGAAAGACCGAGAAGAGAGCAAGGCAUCCUCUUCCUCCAAGUCUUCUUCCAAACCAAAGCCAGUGGUGAGACCUAAACCACAACUAGCCAAAGCGUCCAGCGCAGAGAAGAUGGACAUCAGCACUUUGAGAAGACAGCUGCGGCCAACAGGGCAGCUGAAGAACGGCACAAAAACAAAAGGGGAGGACUCUGAGACAGCUUCAGUCAUCUCCUCAGAAGACUCCUUUUCCUCUCAGAGUACAUCUGACCUGUCCUCGAUCUAUUCAAAAGGCAGCCGGGGAGACUCUGACCUGGAGGGCUGCAGUCUGUAUCGCACCACAGAUCCCUAUGAGAAAGUCCAAGAGACUGAGAUCAGCUUCCCCGCUGGAGUGGAGGUGGAGGUAGUGGAGAAACAGGAAAGUGGCUGGUGGUUUAUCCGCUGGGGGGAUGCAGAGGGAUGGGCUCCAACUUAUUACCUGGAACCUGUCAGACAACAAGAGGACAUGGCAGGGACAGAAUCUGAUGGUACCCCGACCAAACCUGGAAGCCUUAGCAAGUCUAACAGCCUGGAGAAGAAUGAACAAAGGGUGCAGGUGCUGAACAACAUCAAUCAAAGCCUAAAGAAGGUCACCCCACCAAUCCCCUCCAAGCCUCCUGGUGGCCUCUCCAGAACGAUCGGCUUGUUCGGUUCACGGAAGCAAAACAGCACCAAGCAGCAGCAGGUGGUCAGACCUCAGUCUGUCUUCAUAUCAGCCCCAAUCAGGGAUGGUCCCAGUCCUGUUGGCUCUCUGAGAAGGAAUGAGUCCCUUAACUCCACAGACCAUCCUCGUUCAAGCCCAACAGUGCGACGCAAUGCCUCGUUUGGCACUGCACCACGCAGCCAGGCACCAAACAACAUAGCACUACCCAACAGGAACAGAUUUUGCACCGGGAGCUCUGAAUCUCUUGGCCUCGGCCCUCAGAAGAAUGCCAUCCCUGUAUCCACAGUGAAACCAAAGCCCCACAUCAUCCACAACAACCUUAGAGAGGUGUACGUUUCUAUAGCAGAUUACCAUGGUGAUGAGGAAACCAUGGGAUUUCCUGAGGGAACAAGUCUUGAGGUCCUGGAUAGAAACCCAAAUGGUUGGUGGUACUGUAAGAUUCUGGACAGUGGCAGACCAAGGAAAGGAUGGGUUCCUUCAAAUUACCUCGAGAGAAAGCACUAGCACUCAUGUAUGGAGCUGGCAGAACUCUAACCAUGCGUGUAAAGACUACUCAAACAGAUGCAUUUAUUUUGUGAAAAAAGGCUAAUCCUGAGACAUUAAGGAAGGAUUGGAUUCCUACUCGGUACCUUUGCCAAAAUGAGCAGCCAGUUAAAAUUGUGACUUUGAAAUGAAAUGAGACAUCUGUUAAAAUGAGUCAACAUAAUACAGUGCCUUAGAUUGAUGAAUUAGGAACAAUAUAUUGGGACUUAGUGAAACAGCCAAAGAGAACACCAGAGGGCGGAAGAAUAAUUUAAUGAAAAUUCUUCAGUGCUUACCUUUAACUUGAACUAAGAUAUUGUUUUGUGUUCAUGCCUUGAACCCUUCUCAUUAAGUGUAUUAUGUAUUUUUUGUAACUUUUUAAGCAUUUAAAGCUUAUUGCAUGUUUAAAAUGAUUCAUUAUACUGACGACGCCAUGAGCUGUUGAAAUAAAACCUUUUUCUCCUCCUUUUUGUAAGGAAAAUCUCAGUUAAUUAGCCUGACGUUGCCAGACCAAUGAACCUUGGUGAAUAGGUCUGGAUCCGUUCAAUUCAUUUCCUUUUUCCAGGGGUAUUGGCAUGCGGAAGUGCCUCUGGAAGCGAUUUGGCAGACCUACAACCAAUCAGAGCACCGCAUAGUGUGUGACGUAGCUCAUUGUUUGAAUGGCUGCGGUUCCAGACCCACCUGCCAGUGAAAAUGAAUUUGAGCAGGCUGAGUCUGCCGACACCAGGCUAUCAGUUUAUGCCAAAGCUGCUUUGUGUUAGUCUCAUCUUGGUGCUGUCUUUUGCAUGUUUAAAAUAAUUUCAUACUGUGUCUCCUGUAUGUGAAAUAUUUUAUCCUUUUAAGUGUGUAAUAAUAUCUUAACCAAACAAUCUGUGAGCAUCUCUGAUUAUGGUUAUGUAAAAACAAUCCCUGAUGAUCUCCCCUUAAACUUAGUAUUUCUUUACGCUUAAUUGUCCAUAUUGAAAUUUCAUUGAUGACAGUGAAAAUUGUAUUUAUUCAUUACCUAAAAGUCCUAUGUUCUCUUAUUUUAUUAUUAUUGUAAGACAUCUACAAAUAAAAAAAUACAUCACCAAAGCCUAAACAUUUAUAAGAACUGCUCUGUUAAUCUUAAAAGCAUUUUGAAUUUCUGCUGGCAGUAAAUUUGACAUAACUUUGCAGCAACAGUAUUACUGGGAUGCUCACUUUUGUUUAAUGUUUACUGUGUGAUCAGUGAUGAUAACUGAAGUGCCAAAAGAAAGACUUUAAUAAAUGCACUUUUGAACAAU
Molecule: messenger RNA, 5038 nt
Organism: Notolabrus celidotus (New Zealand spotty)
Lineage: Eukaryota; Metazoa; Chordata; Actinopteri; Labriformes; Labridae
Gene: sh3pxd2ab
Product: SH3 and PX domains 2Ab
Exons: 14
Coding region: 453-3755 (1100 amino acids)
Biological process (GO): superoxide anion generation
Molecular function (GO): protein binding; phosphatidylinositol binding; superoxide-generating NADPH oxidase activator activity
Source: RefSeq, a predicted model, not a curated record